Molecule: messenger RNA, 1820 nt
Organism: Actinia tenebrosa (Australian red waratah sea anemone)
Lineage: Eukaryota; Metazoa; Cnidaria; Anthozoa; Actiniaria; Actiniidae
Cellular component (GO): extracellular region
Molecular function (GO): chitin binding
Source: RefSeq, a predicted model, not a curated record
AAUCAUGACCUCAAAUGGUAUAAAAACAGAUCUGCAGAAACAAGUAGCUAGCUUAGACUGUGAGCUGUAAACUACAGUUAGUGACUGACUUUGGAGACUGAACGCAACGAUUCUUUCGAAGGAGUAAAACGAGAGCAGAAAGCCAUUUAAAAGUUAAGCUGUCAAGAGGAAUCACACAAAAUGAAAUUCCUACUGACAAUUCUUGUCGUGAUCUUUGUCUCUUCAUCUGCCGAGGACAUGCUGAAAGAGCUUGAUGAUGAGCUAUACCUUGAUCUGCUACAGCAAGAAGGCACAAAGGAUGGUACAGUCAAAGCCGAUGAUAUUGUAGGGAUGCAAUGGAAUGACAAGAAGGACGAUGGCCAAAACUCUUCGAGCACAACAUUCUGCAAAGACAAGCCUAAUGGCAACUACCCCAAUCCUUUCAAAUGCGAGGGUUUUAUCAUGUGCUCCAAUCAUCUCACCUACUUCUUCGACUGUCCCUCCAUUCUACAAUAUAACCCAAAGACGGAUCGCUGUGAUUGGCCAAGGAAUGUGAACUGUGGACCCGCACCACGCCCUACAAACACUCCCCGCCCACCUAAGCCUUCACCAUCAAAUUUCUGCAAGAACAGACCCAAUGGAAACUACGUCGAUCCAAACAAUUGCAAUGGGUUCAUCAUGUGUUCCAACCACCUCACUUAUUUCUUUCACUGCCCGGCAAAUUUGAGAUACAAUGUCAAAACUGACCGAUGUGACUGGCCAAGAAAUGUGAAAUGUGGGCCAACACCGCAACCAACGGGACAACCAACUAAAUCCCGACCAACUGUCACUCCUUCACCUUCAACCUUCUGUAGAAACAGAGCAGAUGGCAACUACGUCGAUCCAAACAAUUGCAAUGGGUUUAUMAUGUGUUCCAAUCAUCGGACCUACUUCUUCGACUGCCCGGCAAAUCUGAGAUACAACGCCAAAACAGAUCGAUGUGACUGGCCAUGGAAUGUAAAGUGUGGACCCACACCACGCCCCACGCGUCGCCCCCGUCCUCCCACGCCUUCGCCUUCAACUUUCUGCAAGAACAGACCAAAUGGAAACUACGUCGAUCCAAACAAUUGCAAUGGUUUCAUCAUGUGUUCCAACCAUCUGACCUACUUCUUCGACUGCCCGGCAAAUUUGAGAUACAACGCCAAAACUGAUCGGUGUGACUGGCCGAGGAAUGUGAAGUGCAACUCUUUGAGCGAUGACAUCAGCUCUGACACAAACGCCCGCCGAAGCAAAUUUUGCAUGAACCAUGGAAACGGCAAUUAUCGAGAUAUUACCAACUGCGAGGGUUACAUCACUUGCUUUAGAGGAUACAUGUUUUACCGUGAAUGCCCUGGUACCCUAAGAUUCAAUCCCUUGACAAGACGAUGUGACUUGCCAAGGAAUGUGAAAUGCGCUGGUGCUGGUGGAGGAACACGUGGUAGUGGAUUCUGUAAAAAGAGGGCAAAUGGAGACUACAAGGAUGUUCUUAACUGCAAUGAUUUCAUUAAGUGUUCGAAUGGUUAUACCUACUAUUUUGAUUGUCCUUCUGACCUGAGAUUCAACGAGAACACCGACAGAUGUGAUUGGCCAAGAAACGUCCCAUGUAACUACUAGUAGCCAGUAACGAAGUUUCACAAAGUGAAUCCUUUGUCAAGGCAACGUAGUAGAACAGCAGAAUCCAACGUACUCAAAGAUACAAUUGUAGUUGAACCGUAACAUUAAUUUUCCAGUCAGGAACGACUAUGUUUUGAUAAUAUUAUAAUUAAGUUUUGUUAAAAUUGUCAAAAAGCAUUUUGAAAAUAAAGCAAAGCUAUUUUUAAGCC